Phaeodactylum tricornutum CCAP 1055/1 is the source of this 3226-nucleotide messenger RNA. RefSeq lists its product with no specific name. Gene Ontology annotation, molecular function: oxidoreductase activity. The record is from RefSeq and is a predicted model, not a curated record. The transcript has 3 exons. Lineage: Eukaryota; Bacillariophyta; Bacillariophyceae; Surirellales; Neidiaceae. The coding region runs from base 96 to 1625 and encodes 509 amino acids.
CUGAAAAUGGAGAUGCUCUCAUCGACUUGAAUUGUUUCGAAGUCAUACCUCUAUAGAAAAUAGCACCAUCUCUCCUUCACCACCCCACAGGACGAAUGGUAAUUACGGGAUCUUUUUUAGAGUUAGUGGUGCACCAGAAAACGCUAGUGACGCGUUUUUGGCUGAGGAAUGGCGCCUCGAGCCUGAAAAAGUCAGCUUUAUUGUCCUCGCCCGUUCCUGGAACACAGCGAAUGAACGGUUCUUCAAGUCGAUUUCUGUCAUACAGAAUUGCGAUUGUUGGGAGCGGCCCGUCUGGAUGUUACACCGCAAAGUAUUUGACGUCGGCUCUCGAAAAACAGGGCAUUGUUGGCAACCACCGGGUGGACGUGAUUGAGAGACUUCCGACACCCUACGGUUUGGUACGCUACGGUGUCGCACCCGAUCAUCCCGAAGUCAAGAACGUACAGAACGAUUUCGAUCAGCUGUUCGAAAAAGGAGUUCAGUUUUACGGAAAUGUUCAAGUAGGUCGUCAUGUGACGGUCGACGAAUUGCGCCAGGCCUACGAUGCAGUCGUACUUGCUUACGGGUGUGAAAGUGACCGGAAGUUAAAUCUACCGGGCGAAGACUUGGACGGUGUCCUGAGUGCGCGAGAGUUUGUAGCUUGGUACAACGGACACCCUGAUUAUGUACAUAUCGGCCAGCAAGUGGCUCGUGCCUUGGGCAGUAACGAUAAAACUCGUAAUGCGUUCCUGGAUGCAUCUGUCGUCGUAGUCGGACAGGGUAACGUUGCGCUCGAUUGUGCACGAAUAUUGGCCAAGGGCGGGAACGGUCUCUACGAAACUGAUAUGGCAGCGCAUGCUUUGCCGGUCCUGGCCGGCGGUGCGAAGGAUGUUUCGAUUGUUGGACGCCGGGGUCACGUACAAGGAGCGUUCACUAUUAAAGAGCUUCGCGAACUAGUCAAACUAGAAGAAGAGGGGUACGGAGCUUCGUUCGUCGUGCGAAAUGAUGAACUGGAUCUCGGAACGACCGCAGCGUCCCUGGAAGAGUUAGCAAGUGCUUCGGGAAGACCGAAGAAACGCAUCGACAAACUCCUUCGAGAUACAGCGGCAAAAGAGAGCAAUUCUGCUGCAGUCCGCGCAGUCGUUUGUGAACGAACUCGUCUUGAGGGUAGUGCAGGUCAACAAGUGGCUGUCGGUACUGGUGAAACGGAAACAAUUCCAGCCCAGCUGGUGCUGGUCAGCAUCGGAUACAAAGGAAUGCCGCUUGCCGGUACCGAGCAGUGGUUCAUUGCUAGUAGGGGGUUGAUUUCCAACGAGCACGGCCGCGUUUCUGGGGCGAUAGACGACCUUGGAGGUCUGUAUGUGUCUGGGUGGCUGAAACGAGGACCGAAUGGGAUCAUCGGAACAAAUAUUGCGGACGCCAAGGAUACAGUCGCGUCGGUUGUUGAAGACUUGGCCGGUACAGACGCCAAGAAGGAUGCGUUUUGUCUGGACUCCAUGUUGCGUGCGAGGGCGGUCAACUUCAUCAAGUGGGAUGGAUACCAGCGAAUCCAACAAAUUGAGAAUAGCAGGAGGCGGAGCGUCCAGCAACCCCGCGAAAAAAUCACGUCCAUUGCAGAGCUAAUGGAGGCUGCGGCAUUGAAAUGACUUUUACCGGCGAUUUGGAAAAUUAAAGUCUUUUAAGAGUAGAUUACACUUCAAAAUGAUGGUCCACGGUUUGAUGCCCUUGUUCAUCUCCGUCUGAACUAUCAUCUUUGCGCUUAUCGGCGGCUAGCAGUAAAGAAACCAUAUUACUGCCACUCUGAUCCGACCCGUCCGCAGCGGCAGCUACCACAGCCGCCGCGGACGCCACCGCAUCGGCCAGCGAAGGAUCUGUAACGGUUUCGUGAGCGGCAGCAAUCGCUGCGUCCCAAGAAGCCUUCCACUGAGAAAGCAAUAUAAUCGAUUUAUUCAGAGUCUGAAAGGCUUUGUCGUACAGUAUAUUGAUGUCUUCGCUAUUGGAGGGCAAAUCGGGAUCGUGAUAGUGGUGGUGGUGCAGGAGCUCAUUAGCCAUAUCGAAUACUGAAGACGGGGGUGGAUCGGGAUCGAGUUCUGUAUUUCCUCCCAGUGUGGCCGCUGCAGCAGAAUCAUUGUUGUUGGACACCGAAUGUAGUAAUUGCUCGGUGUCCAUAACGGCUUCUUGUACCGAUUGAUGCAGAUCGACACCAAUUUCUUGAAAUCCGUAGCCAUCCCGAAAGUGCUUGGUACCUUCGACGCUUCCGUUAAUGAUGAGCGCAUCGGAAUGCAAAUGUAUCGUCUUGCCGUUGAGUUUGAACUUUUUCUGGCUGGGCCCAAUCGCGUAAAUAAUACUGGGGCCGUCCACGUUGUAUUGUUGGUUUGCCUUGACGGGACGUUUGCGGUCGGUGCGACGCUUUUCGUUCAAGUCGCGCUGGCACUGAAAGCAAAGUCCCGAGCGCAGGUAAAGAGAAGCCGGUUCGCCUGGUUCACUGUCGUAGAGCAGCACCGGAACGCCCACUUUGGAGCAAUUCGGUGCGGUGCAUUGGACCUGUCCGGCACCUUCGGGAAUAGCAAUGUGCGGGGAUAAUUCCGCCUCGUGAAAAUCGGCCUCGUUAGGUUUAAUGGAAUAGUCAAUGAUGAUGUAACGCUUCUUCUUGAGCCGCACCAUGAUUUGACCGUCGUUGACUCCCGGAAUGCCUGGUUGUCGUUGAUAAACAUUCCCGUUGGCCCGUCCCAGGUUCAUUUCCAACUCGACGGCGAAGGAGUCCGGCGACAGGACAACUUGUGACAUGAUUUUUUUUACGAGAGAGAACAAGGAGCCUUUGCGGGACGCAGCGCUGUUUCAAAAUUGUGAGUUUGUUUCUGUAUUGCACGCAACAAUCCCACUCGUAGGACUCGGCUUUAUCGAAGCCGCAGUCGUUAAAACAGUGAAGGGACAACGCCCCUCCCUCACGGCCAUUGUUAUACCGGUGUGACGUUGUUGAGUAAGACUUUACUAAACGUAAAUGCUCAUGCCAUGCCAUGCCGUGCUUCCGACUUGUGAUCCUUUGGGCGCGUUCGGAUCGAUGGAUCUUGUGACACACACACACACAUACACGGCGGAUUGUCGAGAGUGCGCCUACGACGUACACGCUUACGUCUUUCCUACCUUGGUUGGUUACGACUCUCCCAAGUUUGGGUUUGGCGCACACACUUAUUGGAGGGGAGGUUUUCGCGUGAUUCCAUACGCGCGAUCGUCACGCAAUGGUGCG